UCCACACCGUGUCAGUCGGUUAUCAUAAGGCGACUGCAGCACACGUACCUUGUCCACUACCUAGUGCUAGGCACACAGUACAUUAUUAUUAGCUUAUAUUAUGGUGCUAGGUAAAAUUGUGUGAAAAACAUGAGUGUGAUAACGUUACUCAAACAUUUUGUUGUUUCAAAUGCCCUUACUCUAUAUUAUUCUAUGGCAAUAGUCAUUGGGUUCGCUGUGAAUUAUUUCAAAAAUCCGUUUAGAAACCCUUGGGCUACGAAAGUUAGAUUGGAACCACCAGCAAGACUAUCUGACCCGAAAUAUGGAGUGCAUAAAUACUUGAAAGCAAACAAUAUUAUACUUCAUUAUGUGGAAAAUGGUGAUCCCUCGAAGCCAUUGAUGGUGUUUUUGCAUGGAUAUCCUGAAUUUUGGUAUUCGUGGCGCUAUCAGCUUGUAGAAUUUAGUAAAGACUACUGGUGCAUAGCCGUCGAUAUGAGGGGUUACUGUGAUUCCGAAAGACCAGAGGAAGUAUCAGCUUACAAGAUUGAGUUAUUGGUUGAAGACAUACGUGAUCUAGUGCGACAAUUGGGCAGAGAGAAGUUUAUCCUCGUAUCUCACGACUGGGGCGGUAUCGUAGCUUGCCAGUAUCGGGAUGUAUAUCCAGAAACACUACAAGGUAUUAUCGUUAUGUCCAGUACAGCGAUUGACAUUUGGAACGAAGCGAUCUGGACAUAUGAGGAACAGAGGAAGAAAUCCUGGUACGUGUUUUUGUACCGAAUGCCAAUAAUUCCGGAACUUUUGUUUCAACAAAAUAAUUUAGAUUUAUUGGACAGAGCAAUGCUUGUAAAAGGAAAAACUACAAUUGACAGUCAAGACAUCGAAUGUUUUAAAUAUUGGUUCAGCAAAAAACAUGCAAUUACACCACCGAUCAAUUAUUACAGAGCUAACUUCAGGUACACAUACACGUCUCAAAAUUUUAAGGAGGAUAUACCGUUUCUGUAUGCUUUAGGAGAAAAAGAUCCCUAUGUAAGCAAAGAGAUAAGUGAUCUAAUGGAAACACGAUACACAAGCCUUGAAAAGAAAGUAGUGAAGGAUUUGGGACAUUUUAUGCAGCAGGAAGAUCCUGAUACAAUUAACAGUUUAAUAAGAAGCUUUUUAAAUAAACAUAAUUUAUAAUACCUUGAGAGAAUAAAGAAGUUAUUAUUAAUUAAGAAGAAUACAUGACGUGUUUAAAUUAAAUUAUUUUAAAUACCUUCAAAACGUCCUCAUAGACCACAGUGAAUUAAAUUUUUGAUGUA
This is a messenger RNA of Colias croceus (clouded yellow), 1277 nucleotides long. RefSeq names its product epoxide hydrolase 1-like. Gene Ontology annotation, molecular function: hydrolase activity. The record is from RefSeq and is a predicted model, not a curated record. The coding region runs from base 130 to 1155 and encodes 341 amino acids. The transcript is spliced from 6 exons. NCBI's taxonomy places the organism in Eukaryota, Metazoa, Arthropoda, Insecta, Lepidoptera, Pieridae.